Messenger RNA from Phragmites australis (common reed), 3709 nucleotides. RefSeq names its product ubiquitin carboxyl-terminal hydrolase 2-like. Gene Ontology annotation, cellular component: nucleus; cytosol. The record is from RefSeq and is a predicted model, not a curated record. Gene Ontology annotation, biological process: protein deubiquitination. Bases 1954 to 3390 code for a protein of 478 amino acids. NCBI's taxonomy places the organism in Eukaryota, Viridiplantae, Streptophyta, Magnoliopsida, Poales, Poaceae. The transcript is spliced from 3 exons. Gene Ontology annotation, molecular function: cysteine-type deubiquitinase activity; cysteine-type endopeptidase activity.
CCAGCGAAGCAGCGGGGAACCAUUUGCUUCUCGGCCGCUCUUCCUCUCCAAACCAAGGGACCAGACCCUCUCGGCCUCGCGGCAGCCCGCUCGAUCCCGGGCUCUCUCGCCGUCUUCUGGCGUGAUGGGGGACACGAGGCCGAGGGCGGGGGAAGCGGACGAGAGCUCGCCGAAAGCGAAAGCUCCGCGGCUGGACUUGCUGGCUCUGGCUGCGGCGGCGGCGCCGGAGGUGAGCAAUGUGUGGGAGGAAUGGCCGGAGGGGACCAGCGACAACAAUUGGUGCAAUCACGCCCCCACUGACAGCGCUCACAACGAGAUGUUGGGUUCGUCGUUGCUAUCCGAGGACGCAGGGACGUGCGAGCGUUGCCGGCACGAGGAGGGGUCCGGUAAGUGCCGGCCCAAGAAUAGCAGUAUCUUGGUUUGCCUGGAAUGCGGCCGGCAUUUCUGCGCUGGGGUUUGGGCAUCUUAUCGCCCAUAUGGGCAUGCUCGAGAUCACGCCAGGCAGAAGCAGCAUUGAGUUGCUGCGCUAUUCGAUGAUCCAGAAUCUGGAUUCUGCUUCAAGUGUGAGUCUGAAGUGGAUGUCACUCCAGAGGUGGAAAUGGCGGGCAAAAUUCAGGCAGGUGGUCAUGCGUUUGGAUUUGAUGAUGUCCCUGAUCUUAUCAGAGGGUUACCGAAUCUUGGAGACACAAGGUAUGGCCAUGCAUUCGGAUUAACUAAUGGGCAAGGUUAUGCUAUCAGAGGGAUACCGAAUCGCGAAAACACAUGCUACGUGAAUGCAAUGGUGCAGUGCCUCCUUGCGCUUGAUAAGCUGCAGGCAAUGAUGUUAGGACCGGAUGCUCCGUCGGGUCACCUUGGCCUGGCACUAAAGGAGCUUUUUGAGGAGAUAAGCGCUGCAGAUGCUGUAGGAGGCAUGCUGGACCCAAAUAAACUCUUGAGAAGUGUACGCUUACAUGCUGACAAGUACAAAGGCUAUAAAAUGCACGAUAGCCAUGAACUGCUUGACACCUUGCGCGAUGCUUUGAAUAACGAGGAAAAUGAAAUUGAGACUGCUAACAGGCAAAAAGGUGCUCCUACAGUUAUUGAUUCCAUUUUCAGGGGUGAGCUGUCUGAUACACUGUCGUGCAUAUGUUGUCCAUCUAGUUCGGUUUCCCAUACUCCUUUCUGUGAGCUUUCACUGGCACUGCCACCAAAGGGGCAUCCAUCCAGAAGUACUGCAUCACCACAAACAAGCGAGAGUCUCAAAUCUCAACCGAAGAAGGCUGCUACUCAAUUAUUUCCAGUAAAUGAGGGGAGAAACUCAGAAAAGAUCCAAACAGUUGCCAAAAGCUGUGAUUCUCAUCUUCUUGGUUCAGAAUUGAAAGAUGUGGUCGUGGAGAAAACACCUGAGCCUUUGAAAGUUGGUGAGUUUAUGCGCUCCUGCACCCAUUCAAAGGUCCUGACUACAGGUUUUGGGGAUGUUCUAAUGUCCUAGACCACACCACUGUUGAGGAACCAGAAUGCAGGAAACUGUGGAACACUCUGACACUACCAUUCUUAUUGGCUAUUUUGAUCAACAUAGAAAACAAGUGUCAAUUUUUGGAAUGGAUCUCCUACACUUGCUAAAUGAAGAAAAUUGUUUAAGGACCCUUUACACACAUGGACUGAAGAAAUUUGAGGAAAAAACCUUCAAGAUGUGCAUAAAAAAGUGAGCAAGAUGUUCGGCAGUAUUAAUGUGGCAAUACUGUUUGCUGUAGUGUAGUAGUUAAAACUGCCACUAGGAUAUAGCUCGCAGUGUCUAUUCCUUGUCUUCAUAUAGUAAAUGUCGCUGGAAAUGGUUGCUUUUCUUAAUCAUGUGUGGGGAUUCUCGAAAAGAAAGCUACUUCAAAUGUGGAGGAUAAAGAUCCUAAAAAAUAUGUAGAGGAUGACAGUUACUUGUUUCAUGAUAUCGCUAUUGCAGGUGAAAUUAAGUAUUAUAUGCUCGGUUAUUCAGAUUCUACCGAAGCGCAACGUAUCUGGCAAAGCAAGGAUGCUAUACAGGGUUCUUUGCAGGCUCAGGAGGAUAAAAUCUCAUGUUCCAAACUUUCACAAGGGAUCAUCGAGGCGCCUCAUAACAUGUCUGAUGUCAAAGUUGAGCAAAUGAUUGAGACGACAACAGAUUCCCACAGUCAAGAAGAUAUGGAUCCACCUCCACUUGUUGCUCCGCUAAGUGAAAAUAAUGCACGGAUGGCAUCAGGCAGCAAUGUAGAUCAAAAUGACAAUGCCGAUCCUGGUGAUCUAUUCAAUCAGCCGGAAGUUAGUAUAGAAGCCGAGGAGAACACUUACACAGUACAAGUCAUUGCAGAAGACAAGGGAAAUUCUUGGAGUAGAGAUAUUGUAUGUGAUAAGGAGGUAGGGGAUAGCAAUUCUGUACCAUCAAUUGAGGACUGUCUAUCAGUGUUUUUUGAAGAACAAGUGAUAGAACGGCGCUGUGAUGAUUGUCCCAAGGUUCCUGAGAAGCCAAGUACCAAUCAAAGUCAAAAUAGUGAGCAUAUGGUGGCAAGUACCCAUGAAAACACCACAGCUGAUGGGGACCAGACUGAACAGUCAGACAGGACAGCAUGCCAAAAUGAGCAAUCUGGUGAACCAAACAGUUUGUCAGUAGAAUGCAAAGCUUCUUCAAGUAGGCAACCACAUAGUUCUGACGCAGAGGGUGAAAUUAUACAAACAGCGGAUACAAAUACUGAAGGAACAAAUUCAUGGAUGAGUUGUGGUGAAAAAGACUCUUCUGCUUGCAGCACAACCAAUAAAAAACCUGAACGUCGUGAAGGUAUUCAAGAAGCUAUAAGUAGUUGCCUUCCAGCUGAGAAACAGGCCAAUCUGUUGAGCACCCAGCACAGUCAAAAUCUCAGCACACCAAAUCAGGACAGGAGGAAGCGGGUAUGGCUGGAUGUUAGUUUAAGCCAAUUAAAAGACAACCAAAAUGAACAGAGAGAUAGGAGUGGAUGUGCUAUUCAAACAGCUCGUAUUACCAAGCUGCCACCUGUAUUAACUCUUCAUCUUAAGAGGUACAUCCAGGGUGACAAUCUUCACCAUCAUAAAAAUGAAGCACAUGUGAGUUAUAAGGAGUAUCUUGAUGUAGGACGAUUCAUGGACCCCAGUUCCGUGGACAAAGAUAACCCCAUCUAUCGUCUAGUUGGUGUCGUAGAGCACCGUGGCCCCUCCUUGGAUGCAGGACACUAUGUUGCUUACGUGAGAGCAAGAAGGCUUGGAAAUCACCAACUUCAGAGCAGCUGCUCCUCCUCAUGGUUUUGUGCAAACGAUAGUAACAUCAGUGAAGUCACUCUAGAAGAAGUUUUGAAGUGCGAGGCUUAUGUUCUUUUCUAUGAGAGGAUGGAAGGCCACGACACGUCUGGCAAAAGAUCCCACAUAUAAUCAGAGUAACAGUCACCAAACAAGCAGAUGACUAAGAUUACCAGACCUUCGGGUUGCCAAAGAUUCAGUCAGUGUACAUAGUAACGUAGGCUCUUGAUCAAGUCCAUUUAUGUUGCCGGCUUCAAAUUGACUGAUACGUGUACCAAAUUGGAGUUUUUUGGCUGGUCUUCUUGACUCAGCUGAUUCAUAUCCGAUUGUUUUUGUCUUUUAGGAUCGAACUAUGAAUGGAAUGGGACACGUGGCAUUGGUCAGAUUGUUUAAUUGAUCGUACAGGCCUUGUAAGGUUGUGUUGGAUGGUACUUUUACAUGCUAAUACUUU